Molecule: messenger RNA, 1176 nt
Organism: Asparagus officinalis (garden asparagus)
Lineage: Eukaryota; Viridiplantae; Streptophyta; Magnoliopsida; Asparagales; Asparagaceae
Product: UPF0161 protein At3g09310
Exons: 5
Coding region: 40-462 (140 amino acids)
Source: RefSeq, a predicted model, not a curated record
UUUACCUGCAGUCUCACUCAACUUGGAUUUUGGUGGGAAAUGGCUGUUGCUUUUGCCAUUCCUAAUCCUCCUUUAAUAAACCUCAAAAAUCCUCUCUUGAUCCAAAAAAUCCCAAACCCUCGCAUUCGAUUGAAGCAGCGAAUUCGUUGCUCAACUGCUGGCAACUCGAAUGAAGAUUCAAGACCCGAGACUCCUCAAGAGGAGGAAGUGAAGGAUUUGGGGGUUAGGGCAGCGCUUUGCACGCUGAGAUUCUACAAACGGGAGAUAUCUCCAUUGCUUCCUUCGAGCUGCCGUUUUGUGCCAACCUGCAGUGAGUACUCGAUGGAGGCUUAUAAGAAGUACGGGGUCGCAAAGGGCACGAUACUGACAGCUUGGCGCCUUUGCCGCUGUAACCCACUUGGUGGAAGCGGAUUUGAUCCGCCAAGGUGGUUUGGUGAGGAAAAGCCAUCUGAUCAACGAUAAUGUUUGCUACAGCUCCUUUAAUGUUGUAUAUUUAACUUUGUCUUGGUAGUUCAGGUAUUGCUCUUACUGUGAAUUAUUGCAUCGUAUAACAUUUAGUUUGUAGAAGGGCCUCGAGGGCUAGGUUUUUAGCUUGAUCAUGAUAUACUUAGUAGACUGCAGUAUAUCAAUAUUUAAAAGAAUGCCAUUGUAUCAUGAUAUUCAUUUUAGAAGGCAGAUGACAGGUGAUUUGGUGUUGCAAUAUCUUAAUUUGAUGAAUCUUGUUAAUUCAAAGAAUUUCUUGUAUCAUGAUGAUAAAAGAGAAUGGAUAUGGGAGGCAAAAAAGAUGUUUACUGUUAAGUUCUUUUAUCAUUUUCUUAAUGAUGGAGGUGUGAGAUAUGAUUGUAUGAAUUUAUGGGGCCUCCCUGUUCCUUUAAAGGUUAAAGUCUUAGUUUGGUUGGCUUUAAGGGAGGGUUUGAAUACUAAAGAUAUGUUGAAUAGAAAGGGUAUUCAUUUAGGGAAAACAUGUUGUUUCUGUUCAAAAAAAGAUGAAGAUCAUGCACAUUUAUUUCUUAACUGUGAGUUUGUAUACUCAAUCUGGAGAUCUAUUCCAUUCAAGUUGAAAACUGACAAUGAUUUUAGAAUGAAUUCUUUGAAAGAAGUAUGGCUAUGCUGGAGUGGUGGUAUUGGUGGAGAUUCUAACUUAAAGAAGUUAGUGUUGAUUUGCUCCCUGAUCUG